AUGACAAUCAUUCGUGUAGACAAUAGAAGAGGCGAAUUCGAUAAGAAAGCUCCGAAAGCAAAAAGAGGUCCAUUGUCUGCAGUAGUAGGAUCUCAACAAAAGAGAAGAAGAGUACCUCAAGCUUUACUUUUGGUACAAGAGGAUAUUCCACAAGCAGAUACCAACGCUAUCAGAGGACUAUUGAAUACUGCUUGCAAAUACUGCUUGAGAAAGAUUUUCAAUGAUCAAGUUGUACAAGAAGUAAAAACUUUGAAAGUUAUCAUUGUCGAUACUGAAAACUCUAUUCUAGCAGAUGGUCUAGGAGUGUCUCUUGAGGCAAUAGAACUAGAAGAGGCUAUGCGUGAGGAUUCUAGAAAGAAAGCUAGACUUGUUGUCAAAGGCUAUCUACAACAUGCUAGUAUUGAUUUCAAAGAGAUGUUUGCUGGAGUUGGCAGAUAUUUCACAUUAAGAACUCUAUUGGCUAAAGCUGCAGUAGAGGAUUUAGAGAUUGAUAAUAUAGAUAUUGAUACUGCAUUUCUCAAUGAGAAAUUAACAGAUGGAAUUAAGGUUUUCUUGAAGCUUAAGAAGUUACUUUAUGGCCUUAAGCCUGAGAGAACUAUAAAGAUUCACAACUCAAACUAUACGAAAAGAAUCCUUCAGCGUUUCCAUAUCGAUGAAUCAAUGGCCAAAGAUCUACCACUUCCAUUUGGCACAACUCUUUAUACUGCGGAGGCAACAAUUCUACUCGGGGAGGACGACAAGAAUCUAUAUUUACAAAUUGUAGGCUCAGUUAUCUAUUUGGCAAACUGCUCUCGAUCUGAUAUCUCUUUCGCUGUUGAACAACUAGUGAGAGUUAUACAGUCUUCAGAAAAGCAGUAUUUGAUAUACACUAAACACCUUUUACAAUAUCUUAUAGGAAUAGCAAAUACUGGAUUAGUCUACUCAGGACGAUUACGCCAGCUUCCUUCAGAAUACAAUGCAUUCAUUGACUCUACUUGGGGUUCUGAGCAACGAAUUAAGUCAACUCAAGGAGUAGUUAUCAUAAGAUAUGGAGGAGCAGUAGUCUGGUCAUCAACAAAGCAGAAAUCGACUUCACAGAGUACAAUGGAGGCCGAAAUUAUCGCUGUAAACGAGGGAGCUAAGGACUUAGCUUGGAUGGAAAAGCUGGUAUAUGAUCUAGGAGAAAGAUCCCGGGAGGAACCAUUUAUUCCUAUCUUGUAUUGCGAUAAUAGGAGUGGAGUUGAUUGGAUCAAGGAGAACAAAUUUCACAGUAAGGCAAAGCAUAUAAAUAUCAGAUGGCAUUAUAUCAGGGAUGAUAUAGUCGACGCAAACAGGAUUAGGGCUUUGUGGAUUGCAGGCACCGAUCAAGCAGCUGAUAUUCUAACAAAACAGCUUAUAUACCCUGGGUUUUGUGUACAUUGUAUUGGUUUAGGAUUUGAUAUUGAUACGGAAUAA
Sclerotinia borealis F-4128 is the source of this 1434-nucleotide messenger RNA. The record is from the annotation of a GenBank genome assembly. NCBI's taxonomy places the organism in Eukaryota, Fungi, Ascomycota, Leotiomycetes, Helotiales, Sclerotiniaceae.